Molecule: messenger RNA, 456 nt
Organism: Athalia rosae (coleseed sawfly)
Lineage: Eukaryota; Metazoa; Arthropoda; Insecta; Hymenoptera; Athaliidae
Product: putative defense protein 3
Exons: 2
Coding region: 1-456 (151 amino acids)
Molecular function (GO): oxidoreductase activity, acting on metal ions
Source: RefSeq, a predicted model, not a curated record
AUGCGUGCCACGAUCGGUUCUUCUGGUCUGCAGGUAACCGCGCUCACAAUCAUCGGGAUUGUCACGAUUUUCACCAGUGUGAAUAUCGUCGUUGGAUUCCCCGACGGAGCCCCCGUCGACGCUUGUGUAAAACCACGACCCAAUCAACCAUAUCACGGACAGGCUCGACCACAACCCCAUCACACCAACCCCUACACCAUCACAGCGUCAUCGUCCGAAUACGGACCUGGAUCACAAAUCACGGUCACCAUCGAGGGGGAGAAAUUUCAGGGAUUCUUCGUCCAGGCGAGAGACGCCCAGACCGAUAACUGGGUGGGAUCCUGGGCCCAAACUCCGAAUACCAAUACUCAUCCUGAGUGUAGUGCCGUGACCCACGCUGACCCCCGUGAGAAACAACAGGCCACCCUCAUAUGGAACGCACCCCAUAACGCUAGGGGCAAAGUUUAUUUUACGUGA